AUGGCUAAAAGCUUACGGAGUAAGUGGAAAAGGAAGAUGCAUGCUGAAAAGAGAAAAAAGAAUGCCCCCAAAAAGCUUAUCAGACUUAAAAGUAUUCUUAAAGUAGAUACUGAUGUUCUAAUGAAAGAUGUUCAAGAGAUAGCAACCGUGGUGGUCCCCAAACAUUCUGAAGAGAAAACCCAGUGUGUGGUGAAAGAUGAAAAAGAUGACAUGAAAAUGGAGACUGAUAUUAAGAGAAAAGAAAAGAGUCUUCUAGACCAGAAUGGACAGUACCCCAUUUGGAUGAACCAGAGGCAAAGAAAAAGACCGAAGGCAAAGCGAAAGAAAGGGAAGGGGGAAUACAUCGCAAAGGCAGUGAAGGCGGCUAAGGGUCCGGCCUGGUAG
Messenger RNA from Molossus molossus (Pallas's mastiff bat), 384 nucleotides. RefSeq lists its product as uncharacterized. Gene Ontology annotation, cellular component: nucleolus. NCBI's taxonomy places the organism in Eukaryota, Metazoa, Chordata, Mammalia, Chiroptera, Molossidae. The coding region runs from base 1 to 384 and encodes 127 amino acids. The record is from RefSeq and is a predicted model, not a curated record. Gene Ontology annotation, molecular function: RNA binding. Gene Ontology annotation, biological process: dendrite extension. The transcript has 2 exons.